UCGGGAGCAGCUUCCGGUUGCUCGACGGCUAGUUGAUGCAAACAAGAGAGCAAAACAAGGAAAAACCUUUCUCCGCGAACACGGCGGAAACUUCAUCACCCAGGAGGAAAACCCGCCAAGAAAAGGUUUAUAUUUGUGGCGACGGAACCAAGGACGGAUUAUAUCCCGCUGCCGCGGUAGGAGGCGGCGAAGGAUAAAGGAUACUUGGAGUUUAUUGUUCCUCGCCUGCUCCAGCUAAGCUACCUGUUAGCCCGGACCCGAGGCUCUCACAGCAGGUCCGAGUCUCUGCAGGAACCCGCCGGUCCCAGGUCUCAGUAUCUACAGGAACCAGAAAGUCUGAGUCUGUGCAGGAACCAGCAAGUCCAAGGUCCUAGUCUCUAGUCUCUGGAGGAACCAGCAAGUCCCAGGUCCUAGUCUCUAGUCUCUGGAGGAACCAGCAAGUCCCAGGUCCUAGUCUCUAGUCUCUGGAGGAACCAGCAAGUCCCAGGCCCUAGUCUCUAGUCUCUGGAGGAACCAGCAAGUCCAAGUCUCUACAGGAACCAGCAAGUCCCAGGUCCUAGUCUCUGGAGGAACCAGCAAGUCCCAGGUCCUAGUCUCUAGUCUCUGGAGGAACCAGCAAGUCCCAGGUCCCAGUCUCGAGUCUCUGGAGGAACCAGCAGGUUCUAGUCUCUACAGGAAUCAGUUAACCCCUCACCCUGCUUCUGGCUCCAUGGCUACGUCGGCCCUGUACGCCUGCACCAAGUGCAACCAGCGCUACCCCUUCGAGGAGCUGUCGCAGGGCCAGCAGCUGUGCAAGGAAUGUCGCAUCGCACACCCAAUAGUGAAGUGUACAUACUGCAGAUCUGAGUUUCAGCAGGAGAGUAAAACAAAUACAAUCUGCAAGAAAUGUGCCCAGAACGUCAAACAGUUUGGAACACCAAAACCCUGCCAGUACUGUAACAUCAUUGCUGCUUUUAUCGGGACGAAGUGCCAGCGUUGCACUAAUUCAGAGAAGAAGUAUGGACCUCCACAGACUUGUGAGCAGUGCAAGCAGCAGUGCGCUUUUGACCGUAAGGAGGAGGGCAGAAGAAAGGUGGAUGGGAAGCUGCUGUGCUGGCUCUGCACUCUGUCUUACCGCCGUGUCCUGCAGAAGACCAAGGAACAGAGGAAGGGCUUCGGAUCUUCCAACUCCUCAUCUCUGAACGAGAAAGACCACCACUCCAGAUCCCACCACCAUCAUCAUCAUCAACAACACAGACACAGCAGUUCCCACCACAAACUGAGCGGCAGCCUGAGUCCUGAGCAGGACCCGGGAAUGUGGAAGCAGAGUCUUGAUUUGCUUUGCAGCCAUAAAUCAUCUUCGAUCCAGAAGGAGACUCCAAAGAAGAAACCAAAAUUGGAGAUGAAGCCAUCCAACGGGGACAGGCCUGGCGAGGGGUCUCGUUGGCCUGGCGGCCCCGCCAGGCCUAAACAAUGCAGUUCCAUCACCCAGUCCAUGGAUUCUGGUGGAACGGACAACUUCAUCCUCAUCAGCCAGCUGAAGGAGGAGGUGAUGUCCCUGAAGAGACUGUUGCAGCAGAGAGACCAGACCAUCCUCGAGAAAGACCGAAAGCUCACAGAAAUCAAAGCCGACUUUCAGUACCAGGAGUCUAACAUGAGAGUGAAGAUGAACCAAAUGGAGAAAUCACACAAAGAGGCGAUGGAGCUGCAGCAGGCCAAGAACAGGGAGCUGAUGAAACAAGUGGCCGCCCUCUCAAAGGGCAAAAAGUUUGACCGGACGGGGAGUUCUCUGCUAGUGCCCUAACAGCAGGCCGGCCGAUGGGCAACGACACGGAGAGGCUUCAUUUUUGUAACACUGUGAAAGUCUCUCCCCCGUUCCCUCAUUGCCAUCUGCAUCGAUUACUUCUUAACCGACCAAGCCAGAAAAAUCGUGUUGGACAUGGAAGUCGGUUGUUAAAUGGAAGAAAACCUUUUCUCUAAAUGUCAGCAUAUUUUAGAUAUUUUUUCGGAGACUUUCCCUCAGGAUCAUGAAAUACAACUUUAGAUAUGGUGGAGGAUGAAGGCCUCUUUUUCAACACUGCCGGGCCACAACGUAAAGGCGUGGCGUGCUUGUGUGGAUAUCAUUCUGGUGGCUCGACGCGUCCACUUGAAUUUUAUGGAUGUCAUGCAUUUAUUUAUUCAACUGUAUUUCUUAGCUUCUUUAUUUUUUAUUUCCUCACAACAUACUAAGAGUAUCCCACAUUUUGGGGGUUUUCUUCAAUAGCGAUUAGUUAUAUUUUUCUAAAUGGUUGCGACUGUGGAAGACAUGCUCUCAUCACCGGAGUUCAUGUGCCACCUCACAAUGUAUGCAAAUGCCAGAUGGGUUACCAGUGAACUGCUUCUCGGCAGUCGAAACCUCGUUAACAAUUCAGGAGCGACCAACGAGCACUCAGAACCGCCGUCUGGUCGACGUCUUGGCUGCCUCGCUCACUGUGUGACAGCUGUAGUGCUUUGUCGUCCCUCUUUAGUGGAACGACCGUAACUGCAUGAUUUUACUGCCAGAUACCGGACGGCAUUGUGGUCAGACUUUUACCUUACCCCCACUCUUUUAAAUUUGUUUUUUAAAGAAUCACUUGUAAAUGUAUUACUGGGGUCAGCCAUUGUAUUUAAACUAUUGCUUGUAUCUGUUUUAGUGAUUAAAAGUAUGUGUAUGGUGAGGCCAGUUGAAUUUAACAUGUCUGUAGAAAAUGCUUUUUAAAAGAACAAACCCACCUCUCGACAUUCUGGGCUGGUUUCAUACUGUGGCGUUCAGGAUCACUUUUGUACUUUUUUCCAAUCUUGUUUAAAUCUAUUAAAACUGGCUAAACUAUU
This is a messenger RNA of Cololabis saira (Pacific saury), 2829 nucleotides long. RefSeq names its product family with sequence similarity 76 member B (gene fam76b). The record is from RefSeq and is a predicted model, not a curated record. NCBI's taxonomy places the organism in Eukaryota, Metazoa, Chordata, Actinopteri, Beloniformes, Belonidae. Bases 710 to 1783 code for a protein of 357 amino acids. The transcript has 11 exons.